Fragaria vesca subsp. vesca is the source of this 2565-nucleotide messenger RNA. RefSeq names its product protein ETHYLENE INSENSITIVE 3-like. Gene Ontology annotation, cellular component: nucleus. The transcript is spliced from 2 exons. The record is from RefSeq and is a predicted model, not a curated record. Gene Ontology annotation, molecular function: DNA-binding transcription factor activity; DNA binding. NCBI's taxonomy places the organism in Eukaryota, Viridiplantae, Streptophyta, Magnoliopsida, Rosales, Rosaceae. The coding region runs from base 327 to 2141 and encodes 604 amino acids.
UCUUCUUCUUCUUCUUCUCCCCAUUAAGAAAAGAAAAGAAAAAGAAACACCCACUAAAAAGAAGUCUCCUUUCCUCUUUCUCAUCUCUGUCAGCAAACAAAGAGAGGAGCUUUCAGGAGCUUCAGUGGCUUCAACAUCAAUCUGAAAAAAUACAAUUCGUUUACUUCUUGUGGUCGAUUGUCCUUGAUCCAAACACCUGAGGUCAUAGAUAUAUAGUAACUCUGUGCAAGAUUGGAAAUUGACUAAAAGAGGUUGGCGGGAACGGCAUUUAAUUAACCGAUUAUUAUAAAUUUUAUAAUCAGGUUUCUUCCAUCUCUGGUUGCGAAAUGGGGAUCUUUGAGGAUAUGGGUUUCUGUGGAAAUCUUGAUUUCUUUUCAGCUCCUGCUGGCGAAGGUGAGGUGGUUCCAGAACCAGAGGCAACAGUAGAGGAGGAUUAUAGUGACGAAGAAUUGGAUGUUGAUGAGCUCGAAAGGAGGAUGUGGAGAGAUCGGAUCCUAUUGAAGCGGCUUAGAGAACAAACCAGGGGAAAGGAAGCAGCUGACAAUGCAAGACAGCGCCAAUCACAGGAACAAGCUCGGAGGAAGAAAAUGUCACGGGCACAAGAUGGAAUCCUGAAGUACAUGCUCAAAAUGAUGGAAGUUUGUAAAGCUCAGGGUUUUGUCUACGGGAUUAUACCUGAAAAAGGAAAGCCAGUAAGUGGCGCCUCUGACAAUCUCCGAGAGUGGUGGAAGGAAAAAGUCAGAUUUGAUCGUAAUGGCCCAGCUGCCAUUUCCAAAUAUCAGGCAGAAAAUGCAAUCCCUGGUAUGAUGGAAGACUGCAUUUCAGUGGCAUCUACUCCACACACCCUGCAGGAGCUCCAGGACACCACUCUUGGUUCACUUUUGUCAGCCCUGAUGCAGCACUGUGACCCACCCCAAAGGCGUUUCCCAUUGGAGAAGGGUGUUUCCCCACCAUGGUGGCCAACUGGUAAUGAGGAAUGGUGGCCUCAACUGAACUUGGCCAAGGAUCAGGGUCCUCCUCCGUACAAGAAGCCUCAUGAUCUGAAGAAGGCAUGGAAGGUCAGUGUUCUCACAGCUGUGAUAAAGCACAUGUCACCUGAUAUCAACAAGAUCCGCAAGCUUGUUCGUCAGUCGAAAUGUUUGCAGGACAAAAUGACUGCUAAGGAGAGUGCCACAUGGCUGGCCAUUAUAAACCAAGAGGAAGUUUUGGCCAGGAGGAUGUUCCCUGAUAUAUGUCCGCCUUUAUCUGCUGGUGGGAGUGGGUCUUUUGUGAUCAGUGAUACCAGUGACUAUGAUGUUGAAGGUGUUGAUGAUGACCAGGAUGUUGAAGUUGAGGAUUGCAAACCUCUUCUGGAUCACUUCAAUAUGGGAACUAUUGGACAAAGACCUCAAUUUAAGGGAGAGCUUAUUGAGACCAACUCAGAUUUCGGUAAGAAGAGGAAGCAGCAGCAGGCUGAAGAGCCACAAAUGAUGCUUAAUCAGAAGGUUUACACCUGUGAAUUCCUGCAAUGCUCACAUAGUGAUAGUCGCUUUGGUGGCUUUAGUGACAUUACUUCACGGAAUAAUCAUCAGAUGAGUUGCCCAUACCGGAACAAUUGUUCACCAGUUUUUGGAAUGCCAAACUUGCUUAACAAUGACAAACCUGUGGGCUUCCCUCUACCAGUUGCUCAAGCUAAACCAGCAAUUAUACAACAGGUGAACCCGACAAGCCCUUUCAAUGUUUCAGGACUGGGACUUGCAGAUGAUGGGCAGAAAAUGAUAUCCGAGCUUAUGUCCUCCUAUGAUGGCAAUACUCGGCAAACCUCGAAUCCUGGCAACUUCAGUGUUGUGCAAGACCCCAACCACCAGCAAGUGAAUUAUCAGUUUGAAGUGGGUGAUAACUUCUAUAGUCAGGGUAUGGUCAUGGAUCGUAGCAAUGUGCCUGAACCAGCCCCAAUGCCUAUGCAUCAACAAGUUCUCCCAUCUCCUGAAGUUCAGUUUGAUCAGUGCAAGGUAUUUGAUUCUUCAUUUGGGAACAAUUCAAAUGAUGCUAUUGCUGACCUGCGAUUUGGUACUGGAUCUCAGUUUAGCUUGGCACAUCUGGACUAUACUGCUGGUAACUCACUGCUGAAGCAAGAUGCAUCAUCAAUUUGGUACAUCUGAACAAGUUUUAUAUCGGCUUCUCCAAUAUAUGGAUGAGUCUGUAUAUUAUGGGGGGAAAGGGUUUAUCUUCUAGUCUCUAUACACAGUAUUUCUCUAUCAUCCUCUUCUAUACACAGUAUUUCUCUAUCAUCCUCUUCUAUACACAGUAUUUCUUUAUCAUCCUGUUAAGGUUUUAGUUGCUUAGUUCUUUCUGUAGUUAUAUAUUUGCGGGUCUUGUUAGAUCCUAAGAACUUGGGGGUGGAUCGCAGCAAGUUUAUUGUUCAAGUAUAGGUGCUUAAGUAGGCCAAUAAAAAGGACCGGAAAGAUCCCAACGUAGCUGAUUGGCAAUCAGUGGUUUUGUUAGAGGCAUUUUUCCGGUUCCUAGAGUGUCAAUGUUGGCAACCAAGUAUUAUUAUUAUUAAUGUUAUACAGACCUUUUUUUUUA